Molecule: messenger RNA, 887 nt
Organism: Hydractinia symbiolongicarpus
Lineage: Eukaryota; Metazoa; Cnidaria; Hydrozoa; Anthoathecata; Hydractiniidae
Product: radial spoke head 1 homolog
Exons: 4
Coding region: 103-765 (220 amino acids)
Biological process (GO): axoneme assembly; spermatid development
Cellular component (GO): motile cilium; nucleus
Source: RefSeq, a predicted model, not a curated record
UGAUUAUUAGUUUCCAACAGCAACAGCAAAUUUACGAGUGUUUUUGUUUUUGUUGUGUGUGUUUUCACUGCAAACUGAUCUUAAAAUCAUUCUUUUUAUAAAAUGUCUGACACAUCGGAAGAAUUUGACGAAGAAGACGUAGAGGUGCAACUUGGUAACUAUGAAGGAGAUCGCAAUGAAGAAGGAGAGCGUCAUGGUUAUGGGACAACUACUUUACCCAACGGUGAUACCUAUGAAGGCCAUUACUCACAUGGCAAGAGACAUGGAGUAGGAACCUACAGGUUUAAAAGCAAUGCUAAAUAUAUCGGCGAAUAUGUUGAUGGGAAAAAACAUGGUCACGGUACACUUUGGUAUCCAGACGGCUCCCAUUAUGAAGGUAACUGGACGGAGGAUCAGCGAAAUGGAUUUGGUACAUAUUAUUAUGUAAAUGGAGACUGCUUUCAAGGGGAAUGGUAUCAGCAUCAAAGGCACGGGCAAGGAACGUAUACCUAUGCUUCCACUGGUAGCAAAUACGCGGGGACAUGGGAAGAAGGGAAAAGGAAAGGUUCAGGAGAGAUUAUACAUACAGAUCACAGAUAUAUAGGUUUUUUCGAAGAUGAUAUGACCAAAGGGUAUGGCAAAUAUAAAUUCGAUGCUGGUUGUGUUCUUCAUGGUGAGUACACCAUUGAAGAAGAAGUUGAAGAAGAUCCUAACAGCGAAAGUGAUGAACCUACAGUAUAUUUAAAGCCAGUGUGGAACACAAAAGGAAAACUGACGGUCAAUUAAUACAUUCGAUAGGACAACACGAAGACCAUGGUCAAUCAAAACACCGAGAAGGCACUCAUUGUAUAAAUUUUAUUCUUUGCCAUUUUAUUUUUUCUAUAAAUACCAGAUACUUUUUACGCUGA